Molecule: messenger RNA, 2934 nt
Organism: Sphaeramia orbicularis (orbiculate cardinalfish)
Lineage: Eukaryota; Metazoa; Chordata; Actinopteri; Kurtiformes; Apogonidae
Gene: atp6ap1lb
Product: ATPase H+ transporting accessory protein 1 like b
Exons: 7
Coding region: 48-1070 (340 amino acids)
Cellular component (GO): proton-transporting V-type ATPase complex
Molecular function (GO): ATPase activator activity
Source: RefSeq, a predicted model, not a curated record
AUUAUGAAGCGGAGCUCAACCAGCGGCAGUCUCCUCUCAUUGUCUCAAUGGCUGCACACGCAUUCCUCCUGUGCUCCCUCGCCUUGCUGUCCGCUCUCUGCCGGCCUGGUCUCUCCUUCGAGGAAGAGCUGCUGCCGGGACUCACCUAUGAUGAAGUGCCUGAAAUCCUGGACAGAAGUAAAGACAACCCCAAACAAGCAACAAGAGUCACAUCAAGUCAAGAUGGUGGGUACGGCUUAGAAAGUGAAGAAGUUAUUUUGACGCCUGAAGAUGAAAACCCGCUCAGGAGAAUACUGCAGCCUUUUAACUGGCACCAGCCAGGGAUGUCUCAUAGUAAGAGGAAGCUGCUCCAGUCACUGAUGGGACCUUAUGGCCCACUGAGUGUAUCUUAUAACGGGAAGACCUGCAUUUUGUUUAAAGCAAAGCGCCUGGCAAUCCGCUACAGGAACCACACUUUCAUUGACCUGACCGAGAGGGUCUUUAACCCAAACUCACCUGUAGACACUAAGGGCUCCAUCUGCACUAAGGAGAAAGCUACGCUGUCAUUAAGGUUUGGUGAUGUGGAGGACUUGCGUGGUCUAGUCAUCAGGCUUCAGAUGUCCAACACUUUUUAUGAGGCUGCAGGUCAGAACUGGUUUACCUUAGACAGUGUUCACAUCCACUACAACUGGACCCAGGAGGCUACAUUCAACGCCAGCGAGGUCUACGCUCCGGCCACAUCAUCCUACCAUUGCCAGCACGUCAGCAGCCUGCACAAAUAUGACACCCUGCUAGUGCCCAGUUCCCACACUGACACAUCUGCUAACUGGCACAUCACUUUCACUGAUUUCCAGAUCCAGGCCUUCAAUGUACAGUCUGACAAGUUUGCGUCAGCCAGCGAUUGUGCCACUUUCCUCACGCCAGCCAUCUUGAUGGGGCUGGUGACAUCUUUGAUCCUACUCCUUGUUUUAGCCUACGCCCUGCACAUGGUGGUACACCUCAAGCACAUUGAUCGCUACGAGGAGCACAAAGCCACGGUCUACUUUCCCCGUAGCCCAGAGGCAGAGCUGCCGGACAAGAACAGCCUGUGAGAGGAGCUGGAGGACAACAGGGGCGAAAGGGAGAGAGAAAGCUGAAAAGCAAAGCAGAGGGCAGUGCCAUUGAAUAGAAGAGGAAAAAAGUAUCUACCACAGAAAAUUUGUCUAAGAAAAUGACAACAUGACCUGUUCAUAUAAAAGAAAACAAAAAAAAAGAAAAACAACUUGUAAGUGUUAACUGAGUAAACGCAGACCGUGGUUGGAUACUUUUUCUUCUUUCCUCAUUGACCUGAAUCUUGGCGUCCAUAUUUUGAAUAAGGCCUUUGGAUGCUCAAGACCGAGAGGUGGUUCAUGAUCCUAAUGUCAAAGGUCAGGGACAAUCCCGGGGCCCUGAAGGGAAACAGCAAAUCUAGGCCUUUACCCCAGCCAGGCAUUAAAACCACAACAGGCUAGCAACUGUAGCUAAUACAGCUAACAUCAGAUGCUCCUGAUUAUAAGUAUGUAUUACAUGGUUCACAAGUGUCAUAUCACAAGCUUGUCACACAUCAAGUCGUCCCAGCUUUCAUUACAGUGUACUUUGUCGAAUACUUCUGCAAGAAAUAUAUAUGUCGAACAGCCAGUUUUAUAGCGGUAUUAGCUGCAUGCCACAAAAGGCUAGUCUUGCUAGGCUAGCUCAGUGUUUCCUCAUAAUACUGUAUGGAUCCAGAAGUUCUUGCAUGAGUUGCAGCUUAAAAUAAAUAAAUCUGGCACAAAAUAGAAGGAGCUUGAAAAGCUUCAUGGAGAGAAAGAGAAGGGAACUAUCAGGAACCACUGGUCUAGCCUCUGGCUGGAGUGAACGGACCAGCACUACGAACCCUUCAGAGCCUCUGGCACCUUUUGCCCACCCCUGAACAAACCUGCUGCUUGGGACUCAACUGUGAAACGGCCUUUUACAGACCAGCCAGACAAAGGGGGUUCUAUAAACUAGCACAACAUUGGUUAGCUGCAAGAGCACUAACAACAAACUUUUAAAGACUAUUACAUGGAACUAUGCUGCACAAGUCAGCCUGUCUGUGGGCAUGGCGCUGGAAUGCGGGUUCUGGAUGACUUGACUCUCUGAGGGUCAGGCAUUUGGACAAGGGAGGCCGUGGGUCCUCCAUCCACACCACUGGGUUUGACUGCCUGUGAAGCUACAAAGGAGUUGCCAUAAAUUAUGGUGAGAGACAGAGUGAGAUAAUGUGAAAAUGAAAGCUAGGGGUUACAGCUAUGUACAAAACAAACAAAAACACAUGUACAGAAGUGUCACUCUGCGGAGGUCUUUUUUUUAUAUACAAUGUAAUCAUGAAAUAUUAAUAGGUACAGGAUGACUAUGCUAAUCCUCAUAACCAAAAGGAUAUACAAAGCUGUAGAUACAUUAAGAUCUCUAUAUGAUCAUAGCUGUUUACUAUCUUCAAAUAUUGCACAGCUAAUAAACAUAGGUACAAGUAAGACAUUGUGCUAUGAGGAUUGGUGAAAGUAUCAAUGCAUAUGAUUUUUUUUCUACCAAGUAUGAACAUAUUACACUGUCUGUCUAUUUGUUUUAAGCUGGACCAGACAAUGCAAGGUCCAGUUUCAUCGAACUGUAAAUUACAGUACAAAUUCCUACCAUAGAAGGACGAUACUAUGGAAUGCCGUCCACCCACUGGGACUUAUAGAUGCCAUUAUUAUUCCAGAGGCCACACUAGCAGCAGUAACAGCAUCAGUAAGUCAUUACUACUGAUAAAAACACUCAGCAUGACAGUAAAUAGAUAUCUUAACAUUCGAUAUGGCAGUUCUGUCAAUCUGUAGCAGUGUGAAAUGUGUUCUUUGGUCAUAAAUGUAUCUUACAAACUAUGAACUGAGUGGAGGCAGUUUGUCCAAGGACCAACUGAUGUAGAUUGAACAAUAAAUGAUGUUCAGA